AUGGUGGGUGAAGCACAGGAAGUGACCGCAGCUACUGCCAGUCUAGUGGAGGUGGCCACGGAGUGUCAGAGGAUCAUCUCAGCUGCCACAGGCGAAUCCUCGGGGACGAAAUACGCCACAGCCAACGGGCAGUGGAGCGAUGGCUUGGUGUCGGCAGCGAAGAUGGUGGCAAGUGCCGUGCAGGAUCUAUCUAAAGCAGCUGACGAAGUGAGCAAAGACCGUAAGUGGUGUCGUUACUACUGA
Sphaeroforma arctica JP610 is the source of this 243-nucleotide messenger RNA. RefSeq lists its product as hypothetical. NCBI's taxonomy places the organism in Eukaryota, Ichthyosporea, Ichthyophonida. The record is from RefSeq and is a predicted model, not a curated record. The transcript has 2 exons. Bases 1 to 243 code for a protein of 80 amino acids. Gene Ontology annotation, molecular function: actin binding.